AUGGUGCUGUGCAUCCCUCCAACAGUCUUAUUGAACGUGUUAGUUCUAAUUGGUAUUUACAAGACUCCCUCCUUACAUACACCUAACAAUGUUCUCCUGUGGGGUUUGGCUUUAACCGAUCUCGGUGUAGGUGUUUUGGCGAUGCCUCUAUUUACAGUUAAAUAUGUUGCUUUUUACACCAAAAAUCAUGGUUUAUGGUGUGAAAGUUUGGCAUUGCUGACAAAAGUGCUACAGCCACCAUUUUGCGGCAUUUCAAUUGCAACUUUGACGUUAAUCAGCAUCGACCGUGUGAUAGCCCUUAAGUUUCACCUACGAUAUGCCAGCAUGGUAACCACUCAUCAUUUUACAGCAGCGCUUGUUAUCGUUUGGAUAAUGGCUUUCACCAUCUGCUUGACGUAUCUGAUUAACGUUAAUAUCAUACAUUGGUCUACUGUUUUUAUAUUCGGUGUAUGUCUAAUAAUCUGCAGUUCUAACAACACUUUUAUUCUUCGAACUCUCCAUCGUCAUCGUGUGGACAUACAAAGACAGCACGACCAAGUGCAAAUAAAUGUGCAUAGCGCGGAGAUGGCUCAGAGAAGGAAAUCAUCUCGCAACAUGUUAUGGGUUUAUUUAAUGUUUAUUGUGUGCUACGUACCGUUUCUAGCAAUGAGAACAGCAAGGAACUACAAUGGAACCAACACGGAUAUGCUACAUGCAGUUUAUGAAAUAUCAUACGCGCUUACUUUCCUAAAUUCCUUGAUCAAUCCCGUGUUCUAUUGCAUUAGGAUGAGACGAUUGCGAAAAGCAAUGUUAAGUUGGAUACCAAUWACUCAAAGUCAGUUUUGUUGGGUUUGCAACCGAGUGAAAAUGGAACCAAACACCUGAAUGUCAAAAUGAAAUUGAUUGUUGUCAUUUUCA
Molecule: messenger RNA, 897 nt
Organism: Exaiptasia diaphana
Lineage: Eukaryota; Metazoa; Cnidaria; Anthozoa; Actiniaria; Aiptasiidae
Product: adenosine receptor A2b-like
Exons: 1
Coding region: 1-864 (287 amino acids)
Biological process (GO): G protein-coupled receptor signaling pathway
Cellular component (GO): membrane
Molecular function (GO): G protein-coupled receptor activity
Source: RefSeq, a predicted model, not a curated record